This is a messenger RNA of Peniophora sp. CBMAI 1063, 714 nucleotides long. NCBI's taxonomy places the organism in Eukaryota, Fungi, Basidiomycota, Agaricomycetes, Russulales, Peniophoraceae. The record is from the annotation of a GenBank genome assembly.
AUGGCGUCUUCCCGCUUUUCCGUACUUUCUUCCUCCUCUCUGUCCUCGGCGGAGCUCCUCUCGCCUACUGGAAGCUCUUCACGAUAUUCUUUGCCCAAUGCACCAUCAAUAUCCACCGCCGUCGGCCCCAGUAAACCUAUCGCUCGUACGACCAUCUACGACCGACCUCUCAAUAAAGCGCGUGCUGCCGAAGUCUCCAUGUCCAGCUUCGCAUUCUUGUUCUCCGAGAUUGUGCAAUAUACGCAGAAGCGCGUCGCGGGUAUCAGCGACUUUGAACGCAGGCUAAAUACACUCGGAUACCGUAUCGGCACGCGCGUGCUCGAACUCAUGAUAUGGCGAGACCAAGCAAGCUCGAAGCAGCCGAAACGAGAAAUACGGUUCUUACCAGCGCUGAUGGCCAUACACAACAAUGUGUGGAAAGCAGUAUUUGGUCGGGUAGCGGACGGUGUCGAGCGCAGUGUUGAGAACUCCGAUGAGUACAUGAUAAUCGACAAUGACCCCGCAAUCACGCGAUCCAUUUCCGUGCCACGCGAAAUGAGCCAACUGUCGUGCUCAUCAUUCACGGCGGGGAUGGUUGAGGCCGUUCUCGACGGGCUAGGAUUUCCGGCACGCGUCACGGCGCACAACACUCCGAAUGCAGAUCAUCCUGCGCGCACCACAAUUCUGAUCAAGCUCGACCAGAGCGUACUGGCGCGGGAGGAGUUAUUCAAAUGA